Messenger RNA from Chenopodium quinoa (quinoa), 903 nucleotides. Its product is annotated as splicing regulatory glutamine/lysine-rich protein 1-like. NCBI's taxonomy places the organism in Eukaryota, Viridiplantae, Streptophyta, Magnoliopsida, Caryophyllales, Amaranthaceae. The record is from RefSeq and is a predicted model, not a curated record. The transcript is spliced from 5 exons. Bases 1 to 903 code for a protein of 300 amino acids.
AUGCGAAUGAAAAGAAAGGAGGCGGAUGAAGUAGUAGCUGAUAUUGAUGAUGAGGAUUUGGCAUGGCUUACCAUAGAUGUGAAAACCAGAAGAACUCUGGUUAAAGAAGAGUAUUCCUUUCAAAGGAAGAAAAAGAAGCUAGGAGAAAACAAGGAGGAGGAGAGCAAGAAAGAGAAAGAGAGUGAGGAUCUUGAGAAGAAGCCUGAGAAGGAUCAUGAGCUAGAGAAGGAACUUGAGAAGGAGCCUGAGAAGCAGCUUAGGCUAGAGAAGGAGCCUGAUCUAGAGAAGGAACCUGAUCAGAAGGAGCUAGAGAAGGAGGCUAAGAAGGAGGCUGAGAAGGAGCCUAAGCUAGAGGUUGGGAAGGAACUACAUAAGGAGGCUGAGAAGGAUCUUGAGAAGAAGUCUGAGAAGGAGCCCGAGCCAGAGGUUGGGAAGGAGCUAGAGAAGGAACCAUCAACUGACCAACCAAGUCAUGUCAUGAACAUUGAGUUCACAAGUGAUAAGUCAGAACUAGAUCAAUCAUUCAUUGAUGCGAUUGUUAAAAAUUUUGGUGUAGACCAGUCUUUGCAUUUGAUGUUCCAAAGGGGGGAAGGUGAUGUUGAAGGUGAUGUUUAUAGGGGGGAAGGUAUCCCUGAUGUUGAGAACAAGGAUGUUCCAAAGGGGGAUGCUGAUGUUGAAGGUGGUGUUCAUAAGGAUGUUCCAAAAGGGGAAGGUGAAGGUGAAGAGAACAAGGAUGUUCCAACAGCAGAAGAGGAGCUACCCAAAUUGUCAAAGGCAAAGGCUAGUGAAGGUGUAGCCGAUGCAGCAAAGGGGAUAGAUAGCGUUAUCCCGAAGAGCCUUGAGUAUUGCGAAGCUUCUACCACCUAUGACUCUGAAGAUGAAUCACAGACUACAAAUGUGUAG